Molecule: messenger RNA, 1053 nt
Organism: Lindgomyces ingoldianus
Lineage: Eukaryota; Fungi; Ascomycota; Dothideomycetes; Pleosporales; Lindgomycetaceae
Product: N-terminal nucleophile aminohydrolase
Exons: 1
Coding region: 1-1053 (350 amino acids)
Source: RefSeq, a predicted model, not a curated record
AUGUGCCGCUGGUUCGCCUACAUAUCUCCCAUCGAACCAUGUCUGCUCUCGGAUGUCCUGAUCACGCCCGCCAAUAGCAUCAGCAAGCAAUGCUCCGAGCACUACCUUCCGGGACUUCUCCCGCAUAAGAAAGAGAAGGAGCUAGAUCAUAGUUCUGAUGCCCUUCUUCGAAUGCGAAACUCUCUUCUUAACAUGGAUGGCCUGGGCGUCGCCUGGUACACUAUGGCAGCCACUUCGUAUAUUAAGCACAUCAACGGACCCCGUCCAGCCUUAUACAAGUCACAGUCUCCACCUAUCAAUGAUUUCAACUUUCGAGCGCUAUGUGAGAACACGGAAACCCAUUGCGUUUUCGCCCACAUCCGAGCGAGCAGUGGCAGUGUGGUCACGCAGGUGAAUUCUCAUCCUUUCGUCUUUGGCCGCCAUACUUUCAUGCAUAACGGCAUAAUCUCCUCCUUCUCCGACAUUCGGCGCGACAUGACAGACCUGAUGUCAAAUGACACAUUUUGCAACACCUUUGGAUCGACCGACUCCGAGCAUGCCGCAGCUCUCUACAUGACCAACCUUACGAACCAUGGCGGUAAGGAUUCUUGGCAAAAAACGUACCCAUUGGAGGACAUGCUAGGGGCUAUGGUUAAGACUGUGAAUCAGAUCAUGGAGCUCCAGAAGAUCAAGAUCGGAGACAAGCGGACGCCUAACUCGUUAAACUUUUGCACCACUGAUGGGACGCAAAUGCUUGCCAUCCGUUUCCGCAACCACGCUACCGAACAACCCCCUUCACUUUAUUGGUCCGAAUUUGCCGGUCGCACGCUCAAUAGAAAGUACCCUGGCCACCCAGAUUCGCCAGAUUUAAUCAACGAGCAAGCGAUCAUGGGGGAGGACGAGAGAAUUGGGAAACAUACAAUUAUUGCGAGCGAGCCAACAACGUACGACAAGCGCGAGUGGCACCUGAUUGGGAAGAAUUGCGCACUUACAGUUGAUAAUCAAGGCUUUGAGACCGAGGUUCCCAUUGUGUACGACGAUUCAUUGAAUGCAUCAGAUCCUGCUGUUGAUUAA